AUGGAUAUUAUAAAGGGAAACUUAGAUGGGAUUUCAAAACCAGCCUCAAGUUCAAGAACGCGUCCUGGGAGUAGAGGUUCAAAUGCUUCUUUGGAGGUGCUCUCACCAGAACCAGCAUCCUUCAUGGUUGAUACUGCAAUCAAGUUGAACUCUGGUAUAAAGGGCCACUCUGAGAGGAGUAAUGCAGAGGAAAAUGGAAACAAUAAUGAUGAUAAAGGGGAAAAUGAUUCUGAGAAACCAAAAUUGGCUGAAGAAGGGUCAGAUGAAGAUCUGAACUUGGUUCAACAUCAGAUAAUCCCUGGAUGUGCAGAUGAACCUGAAUUAAAAGAAUUAGAUUCUCAACUUCAAGAUGCUAUUCAGAAGAUGAAGAGGCUUGAUAAAAUAUUGGUGAAGAAACAAUACAGAGAAAAAGAAAUUAAGAAGCAAGGUCUAGACCUGAGAAUAAAGCUGUGGGAAGAACUUAAGUCUGCAAAAACUAGUGAAGCUUUGCAAAGUAAUGAGGAGAUGGAAAAUACAAAAAAGUUUCUAGCUUUGACUGCUGCAUCAGAAGAAACUGUCGACCCUUCUUGCUAUGAGCAUGAAGACACCUUUUUCUCAGUGUUUCACACUCAAGUCCCUCCAGAAGAAUAUGAAAACCGUAAACAGAAUGUCAAUCAAGAUUUUACCUAUGAUGUGGAAGGAAAUGAGUCAUUGAUCAGAGCAGAAAAGAAACCUUUCUCAAAUACAGAAAAGAUUAAGCUCAGGGGUAAACACAGCCAGGAUUUUAUUAAACGAAACAUUGAGUUGGCUAAGGAUUCAGGAAUGCCAGUGCUUAUGAUUGACAGAGAGAAGAAAAGGCUGACUGAACUUUUGAAGGACUUAGAUGACAAAGAUUCGGGGCUGUCCAGUCCUGAGGGUGAUCAGUCUGGCUGGCUGGUCCCAGGAGAAGGAUACACAUUUGCAGUCACCCAGCACCAGCAGCUUGCCGAAAUCGACACAAAGCUCCGGGAACUUUCUGCAGCCUCACCAACAACUUCCGACUUUUCUCCAAGACAUGGAAACCACAGCGAUCAGGAACCUGACCUUAAUGAUGAUGAUAAAAAUAUGGAAAUAACUCCAGGAGAAAAGGUACUUCGGAACACCAAAGAGCAACGGGAUCAGCAAAACCGGCUGAGAGAGAUAGAUGACAAACUGAGAAAGAUGAAGGAAAAUGUGUUAGAUUCAACAUCACCUCUCUCUGAGGAACGGUUAAAGUGUCUUCUGGAUGAAUGCACACUCAGACAAAAAUCCAUGAUUAGACUUUCUUCAGAAAGAGAAAAGGAAGACGUAGAGGAUUCAACAGCCCAGUCCCCCCAUCUUUCCAGAUCUGUCCUCUCUGAGCUACUAAAUGGGUCAGAAACAAAAGUCACCAGCACAGAGGUAAAAGAUGCAAAUAUGUCUGAGAAUGCAGAAUGUGAAACAUGUACAGGUUACUAUCUCACCAAAGCCUUGACUGGGCAUUACAUGUCUCAAGCACUUGUCAUCGAAGCAGAGAAUUUGAGAUGCCUCCCAUUUCCCAAGGACAAGGUUAUUAGUGACACAAAGGACUAUUUUAUGUCGAAGACUAUUGGCAUUGGGAGACUGAAAAGGCCCUCUUUCUUGGAUGAUCCACUGUAUGACAUCAAUGUGAGCCUUUCAUCUGAAGACCAUCGUCUGGAAGUCAGCUCUCCAGAGAAACCAAAAAUGGAUGAAGAGGAGACUGAAGAUGUGACAGAAGAUGGGAAAGAAUCUUGA
Puma concolor (puma) is the source of this 1752-nucleotide messenger RNA. It is a transcript of the gene FSIP1, whose product is annotated as fibrous sheath interacting protein 1. Lineage: Eukaryota; Metazoa; Chordata; Mammalia; Carnivora; Felidae. The record is from RefSeq and is a predicted model, not a curated record.